GUCAGACCCAGACCCACACAUUCAUAUGGAGAUGUGGGACUAUAAAUAGGAGGGAUGAAGCCAGCAGAGAUCAGAUUCUCUCUACAGAGACCUCUACAGCACAGAGAUCCAGACAUGGCACCUACAACCACUGCAGCAAUGACCAGUUCUCAGGAGCAUCUCACUCUGACCCACAAGCUCAGAAAGCCUGUGGUGGAGAAGUUACGCAGAGAGAGAAUCAACAGCAGCAUUGAGCAGCUCAAGUCUCUCCUGGGUCCAGAGUUCCUCAAACAGCAGCCAGACAACAAGCUGGAGAAAGCAGACAUCCUGGAGAUGACCGUCUGUGUCCUGACACAGCUGCAGCAGCAGAAUCAAAAGCAGAGAAGACUGCUGAACCACUUCAACAAGCUGCAGGCUUCAUCUGAGAAGAACCUGAGAGAGGCUGACUUCUCUCUUCUGAGCUCCACAGUCCAGACCAGCAUCACCAAAGAGAAGAGUGCAGUCAACAGCGCCCCCUGGAGGCCGUGGUAGAGACCUACACACCAGAGUUACUACCAGACAAACUGAGAUGAUCAUAUUGGUCAAAAGUUUUUAUCAGACAUAUGUUUCUGUAAUGUAAUAGGAGGUGUCUGUACAAAGUGCAGUACAAAGACCGUAUAGGACAUUUCCAUAAACCUUUGGGAAUCGAUUUUCAAAGAAAAUGAAAUAUUGUUUUUGGAAAACAUUGAGUUGCAUAAAUGUGUAUUCUAUGAAUACCAUAUAUUAUCUUAUUGAUUUAUCAAUACAAU
Molecule: messenger RNA, 767 nt
Organism: Cottoperca gobio
Lineage: Eukaryota; Metazoa; Chordata; Actinopteri; Perciformes; Bovichtidae
Product: transcription factor HES-1-like
Exons: 3
Coding region: 55-510 (151 amino acids)
Molecular function (GO): protein dimerization activity
Source: RefSeq, a predicted model, not a curated record